AUGGCCAACAAGAAAGCUUUUCAGAAAGAAACGAAUGAAACGAAAACUAAAGCUACAUUCAAGCUCAGAUUGGCAAGCCCAAGUUCAAGGCUGCUGUACAUUGUAAGGAAGUUGACAGAAAUGUUACUACUGGUGGCAUCACUAAUGGCUCUCUUAACUAAAGCAGAAGACCCUUUUUGCAAACUGUGGAGUAUAAAUGAGCUCCCUUUGUUUUCAAAAGAUGGAGACAUUAUAAUUGGAGGGAUCUUUUCUUUGAACGACAGCCCUGUAGAUGCUAGUCUUGCAUUUACAAGUUUGCCUGCAGAAUUCAAAUGCAAGAGUCUGAAUUUUAGGGAACUUCAGUGUGCUCAGACAAUGAUUUUUGCAGUUGAAGAAAUAAAUAACAGAACUGACAUACUGCCUGGUGUGAGCCUGGGCUAUAUGAUUUAUGAUGCUUGCCGAGAUAUUCGUUUGUCUCUUAAGUCAGCAAUGGCAUUAGUGAGCAGGAAUGAAGAAGGACACCUCAAUGACAUGUCCUGUGUCAAACCACCUAAUGUUCUUGCAAUUAUUGGCCAAACCAGCUCCUCGCCAACUGUGGGAAUUGCAACAACUCUUGGACCGUUUAACAUACCAGUGAUUAGUCAUUCUUCCAGCUGUGCUUGCCUCAGCAAUAAAAACUUGUUUCCUACUUUCUUCAGAACAAUCCCAAGUGAUUUUUAUCAAAGUAGAGCUCUAGUCCAGCUUGUGAAACACUUUGGUUGGACAUGGGUAGGAGCAGUUAGAAGCGACAAUGACUACGGAAACUAUGGAAUGGCAAUGUUUUUGCAGAUUGCCCAGCAAGAAGGUGUCUGUAUCGAAUAUUCAGAAGCCAUCUUUCGAACCCUGUCAAGAGAAAAGUUUCUGAGAAUUGUGAACACUAUAAAAAUAUCUUCUUCAAAGGUCAUCAUUGCCUUUAUGUCUUCAAGUGAUUUUGAAAUCCUGUUAAAAGAGCUGUACGUUCAAAAUAUUACUGGAUUUCAGUGGAUUGGCACAGAGUCUUGGAUUUCAGUUCAAAACCCUUCAUUAGCACAAUAUUACAAAGUUAUGAGUGGAGCAAUUGGGAUGGCCAUUAGCAAUGCUGUUAUACCCGGUUUGAAAAAUUUUUUAUUAAAUGUUCGACCCUCAAGCACUCCUGGCAAUGCUGGUAUGGUCAAAUAUUGGGAGCUUCUUUUCAACUGCACAUUGACUAAGCAAGAUAAUACAUCAGUUUUGCCGCAAUGCUCAGGUGCAGAGGAUUUCACAGGAAUAAUUAAUCAAUAUACUGAUACAUCAAAUCUUGGGAAGUCAAAUAAUGUGUAUAAAGCUGUGUAUGCAGUUGCCUAUGCACUACACAAUCUUUUGCAAUGUAAAGAUACUAAAGUGACCAGCAGCAAUAAGACAUGUGUCAAUAGGAUGAACAUUGAACCAUGGCAGGUUCUGAACUCUCUGAAGAAAGUUAAUUUUACAAACAAUGAAGAAAAUUUUUAUUUUGAUGAAAAUGGGGAUCCAGCGUCAAGAGUCAGAACUUACGAUGUGGUGAAUUGGCAGCUCAAUAAAGAUGGCACAAUAGAUAUUGUAACUAUUGGUGGAUAUUUUGCCUUUCUUUCUGCAGGCCAACAGUUCAAGAUGAAUUAUGACUCCAUUUUGUGGGCUGGAAAAGAAAACAAGGUGCCUCGGUCAGUGUGUAGUGAGAGUUGUCAACCUGGAACUCGCAAAGCUGUUCAGAAAGGAAGGCCAGUUUGCUGUUAUGACUGUUUACCUUGCGCCGAAGGGGAAAUCAGCAACACAACAGAUUCUUCUGAUUGUCUGAAAUGCCCACUGGAAUAUAAAUCCAAUAAACAAAAAGUUGAAUGUAUCUUAAAGGAUAUUGAAUUCUUGUCAUUUCAAGAAAUUAUGGGAUUAUUACUAGUUGUGUUAUCACUGUUUGGUGCUUUUUUAACAUUGCUCAUAACAUUAGUUUUCUAUCUAAACAGGGAAACCCCUAUUGUUAGAGCAAAUAAUUCAGAACUAAGCUUCCUCCUUCUUUUUUCUCUGACUUUGUGUUUUCUUUGUUCUCUCACUUUCAUUGGUGAGCCCUCUGAGUGGUCCUGUAUGUUACGGCAUACAGCGUUCGGAAUUACUUUUGUCAUGUGUAUUUCUUGUGUUCUGGGGAAAACAAUAGUGGUGUUGAUGGCAUUCAGGGCUACAAUACCAGGUAAUAAUAUUAUGAAAUGGUUUGGCGUAAUGCAGCAAAGGCUAAGUGUAUGCAGUUUCACACUUAUACAAAUCUUAAUAUGUCUACUUUGGCUGCUUACAUCUCCUCCGUUUCCGAAUAAAAUCAUGAAACAUUCUACAGAGACUAUCAUAUUAGAAUGUAAUCUUGGUUCCCCAACAGCUUUUUAUGCCGUUUUGGGCUAUAUAGGUAUUCUUGCUUGUUUGUGCUUUAUUCUUGCAUUUUUGGCACGUAAACUUCCAGACAAUUUUAAUGAGGCAAAAUUCAUUACAUUUAGCAUUCUGAUUUUCUGUGCUGUUUGGAUCACUUUUAUUCCAGCUUAUAUUAGUUCACCAGGAAAGUAUACAGUAGCUGUAGAGAUAUUUGCUAUUUUAGCUUCAAGUUUUGCCCUGCUUUUUUGCAUUUUUAUUCCAAAAUGCUAUAUUAUUUUAUUAAGGCCAGAAAGAAAUACAAAGAAACACUUAAUGGGUAAAAUCCCAUCAAAAUCAGUUUGA
Molecule: messenger RNA, 2703 nt
Organism: Polypterus senegalus (gray bichir)
Lineage: Eukaryota; Metazoa; Chordata; Cladistia; Polypteriformes; Polypteridae
Product: extracellular calcium-sensing receptor-like
Exons: 7
Coding region: 1-2703 (900 amino acids)
Biological process (GO): G protein-coupled receptor signaling pathway
Cellular component (GO): membrane
Molecular function (GO): G protein-coupled receptor activity
Source: RefSeq, a predicted model, not a curated record